This is a messenger RNA of Parascedosporium putredinis, 570 nucleotides long. The record is from the annotation of a GenBank genome assembly. Lineage: Eukaryota; Fungi; Ascomycota; Sordariomycetes; Microascales; Microascaceae.
AUGAUCACCAAGGCCGGAGUCCCCUCUAAAAAGGUUAUUGUCGGUAUCUCCAGCUAUGGAAGGAGCUUCCACAUGGCCGAGCCCGGAUAUAAGGAGCCCAUGUGUCAGUUCACCGGAUCGUCGACAGAGUCAGAUGCUGCAAAGGGACCAUAUCCAGAUACACGCGGCUGUAUUGCUUCAGCCGAGAUUCGCCAGAUCCUGUUAGAUGGCCAGUACCCGGAGUGUAUAGGCUACUAUGUCGAGUCUUACCACGACGGCCCGUCCAACUCUGAUAUCCUAGUCUACAAUGACGAGGAAUGGGUUGCUUGGAUGACCGACACGACCAAAUCCACCCGAAUCUUAUGGGUUAAGGGUUUGAAUUUUGGCGGCGUGUCGGACUGGGCCGUCGACCUCAACAUAGACUACAGUGAUUCCGGUGUUGGCGAGACUGAGAAUAGGGACAUUAUCCUAUGCCACCUCAUAUAUAAAUUCGCGAGUCUUAAUAAGUUAGUGAUAGAUACUAAUAAAAUAAGGCCUAGAUAUAAGCCUAUCUACACCCUAUACAUCCUCAACAACAUACUAAACAAGUAG